Messenger RNA from Oryzias latipes (Japanese medaka), 1554 nucleotides. RefSeq names its product keratin, type I cytoskeletal 19. Gene Ontology annotation, molecular function: structural molecule activity. Gene Ontology annotation, cellular component: cytoskeleton. The record is from RefSeq and is a predicted model, not a curated record. NCBI's taxonomy places the organism in Eukaryota, Metazoa, Chordata, Actinopteri, Beloniformes, Adrianichthyidae.
CUGCUGCAGCGUCCAGCUGCCAAACUGGAAGGUCCAACCUUCUGAAAGGUCCUCUCAUCUCCCCCACAGGGGGUUUGGAUUCUUUUGUCCUCCCAGUUCACACCCACCUGUCGUCCCACUAUAAAGCAGCCGGGCAUCCCCCCCAAGCAGGUCAGUCCACAGACUCCUGACCCCCCACCACAGAGCAGCAUGUUCCACGCCAGCCCCUUACGCGGAUGGAUGCGCGCUCCAAGCGUGCACGGCGGAGCGGGAGGCUGUGGCACGCGCGUCUCCCUGUCCACCUGCGCCGGCUCUUGGGGGUCAGGACACGCGGACACGCCCGCGCACUGCAGCGAGAAGCUCACCAUGCAGAACCUCAACAUGCGCCUGUCCAACUAUCUGGAGAAGGUGCGCUCUCUGGAGGAGGAAAACAGGAAGCUGGAGCUGAACAUCCGGGAGCUCUGCCUGAAGAAAACAGUCGCUCCUCACAACUUCAGCAGAUACUUUGAGACGAUCAACGACCUGCGUGUGGAGAUCUCAAGGAGAUGCUCAGUAAACCAAAGCCUCACCCUCCAGGUGGACAAUCACAGACUGGCUGCAGAAGACUUCAGAAUGAAGUAUGAAAUGGAGCUCAGCCUGAAGAAAGCUGUGGACGCUGACAUGUUCCGCCUCAGGAAGGUCAGGGACGGCCUGACCCUCGGAAUCAGUGACCUGGAGAUAUUCGUAGAAAACCUACAGGAGGAAUUAGUGACUCUGAAAAAGAACCACUCGGAGGAGAUGCAUCAGCUGCAGGCGGGGCAAACCAGCACAGUGAAUGUGGAGGUGGAUGCUGCAAACUCAGUGGAUCUGACCGAGGUCCUGGAGAAGGUCAGGGUGAGUUAUGAAGCUGUGCUGAAGAAGAACAAGCUGGAGCUGGAGGCGUGGUACCAUUGCAAGAUGGAAAGUCUCCAGAAGGAGAUUGUUUCAUGCACAACAGAAGUGAAGACAUUUGAAACCGAACUGACAGAACUGAAGAGGACCUACCAGAGUCUGGAGAUAAAGUGGGAGUCCGUCUGUGCUGAGGUUCAGCUCCUGCGUGAGAACCUGGAGGAAGCAAAUUCUUUUUGCAGCAUUACGCUGAGUCAGCAGCAGGAGACCAUCUACUCACUGGAGAUGCAGCUGCAGGAGCUGAAGGUCUCGCUUCAGCAGAUGCAGGUGAAGUACAGCAUGCUGCUGCAGCUCAGGAUGAAGCUGGAGGCGGAGAUCGCUGAGUACCGGAGGCUGCUGGAGGGAGAACACCAAGAGAAAAAGAGAGAUGUGAUCAUUUGCAGAGUGACGGAGGAGGUGGAAGAGCCAAAGCACCACAUUGAGAAGAGGGUGAGGACCAUUGUGGAGGAGAUCAUCGAUGGGCAGGUGGUGUCCUCCUCUCAGAAAACCCAAGUGCAGACCAUUCAGUGACCUGCCUCCAGUGUCUGACAGCAGGAGAACUGUAGGCUUCUCUGGUCUGUUUCACUGGGAUGGCUGCAGAAAUCCGAAUCGUUAAAUCCCUUGUGACUUGGUGACUGUGAAACAAAAAUGUAAUAAAAGUUGAAAACA